AUGGAGUAUCAUGGCAUCAUUUCCCACACAGAUCUGACUUGUCCAUACAUUUUCUCAAGGAAAAAGAUGGAAUCAGCACUUCCAUAUUAUGGAAAGGGACUACCUUGGUUCCCAUCUAUAGGAUUCAAACAGACAGAAAUGUUCGGAAAAGUACUCGUGAGAUUCCAAGUUGGGUUUUCGGAUCAACAGGAGUAUGACAAAUGCUGUGUUUGUAUUGAAAACAACCUCGAUCUCCCCAUUAUUUCUAGGGAAAAUAGUAAUGAUAUGAGUGGUGAGUUUUCUAAGAACUUAACUCUAUUUCCCGAUUCCCAAGUCAUUAUGUCUCAGUCUGAUUUCAAGCAACCCCCAAACAGAGCCUCGCAAAUUGCAGCCCAAAACCCUUUCCAAGAUAGUCAGGUAGCCUCAUCCAACUUGGAAAGCCAAUAUCAUCACCGGAGCCAACAGAAACAGCAAACUCAAUCACAAACACAGCAUCCUCAAGCACAAAGCCAAACACCGACCCAAGCCAAACCUCUAACCCAAAGCCGUCCAACUCACUCUGUGGCAUAUCCAGAUUACUCCCGCCUACUUCUCACUCCAAUGUCGGAUAAUUACCCUUCGCUGUCUUAUAUUCAAACGUCACCCAUAGCUACAAACAAACGUGCACCACUCAAUGUUCAUCAACGUUCCCAUCAGAGCCAGCAACCUCUUAUCAGUGAUCAAGACAACAGUUCUGGUGUUAAUUUACGACAGAUAUUAUCAGAACUUGAUAAUGGUUCCGAACUAUACAGUAUGUCAGAUACAGAGUUGAAGAACACCAUUGUCGAAGUUCUAAAACAAAAACUGUUUGUCGAUAUCGUGAAACGAAUUGAUACUAUCUUGGAGGAUUCAUAA
Messenger RNA from Scheffersomyces stipitis CBS 6054, 873 nucleotides. RefSeq lists its product as uncharacterized. The coding region runs from base 1 to 873 and encodes 290 amino acids. The record is from RefSeq and is a predicted model, not a curated record. The transcript is spliced from 2 exons. NCBI's taxonomy places the organism in Eukaryota, Fungi, Ascomycota, Pichiomycetes, Serinales, Debaryomycetaceae.